UCGGCUACUACUGUUACUGCUUCUACAGAAGCAGAUGUCUAUGGUCAAGCAGCGUCAAAUCUUGUUGCAGGCCGCAAUUUUGAAGAAACCAUUCAGCAAAUUCUUGAUAUGGGUGGAGGAAGUUGGGACAGAGACACUGUUGUGCGUGCUUUGCGUGCUGCUUUCAACAACCCAGAGAGAGCUGUUGAAUAUUUAUAUUCUGGCAUACCGGAGCAAGCAGAAGUUCCCCUUGUUCCUCGGCCUCCUGCAAGUAGUCAAGCUACCAACCCUCCUGCCCAGGCUCCACAACCUGCACAACCAGCCCCUCCUUCCAGUGGACCCAAUGCGAAUCCACUAGAUCUAUUCCCACAGGGUCUACCAAAUGUGGGUUCUAAUGCUGGUGCAGGUUCGUUGGACUUUCUACGCAACAGUCAACAGUUCCAAGCAUUGCGAGCUAUGGUGCAAGCAAACCCCCAAAUUUUGCAGCCCAUGCUUCAAGAACUGGGGAAGCAAAAUCCACACCUAAUGAGGCUUAUUCAAGAGCAUCAGGCGGACUUCCUUCGCUUGAUCAAUGAACCUGUUGAAGGAGCAGAAGGGAAUUUACUGGGGCAACUGGCAGCAUCUAUGCCACAGGCGGUGUCAGUCACACCUGAGGAGCGUGAAGCCAUCGAACGGCUUGAGGCAAUGGGCUUUGACCGAGCUGUUGUACUGGAGGUGUUCUUUGCCUGCAACAAGAACGAGGAGCUGGCUGCCAACUACCUUCUAGAUCACAUCCAUGAAUUUGAAGAUUAAUCAGUGGUUGGAACAAAAGUUGUCCUUUCUUUGUUCGUUCUUUUAUGCGUUGAGAAGUCUAUAUUGUGGAGUAGACAAGGAGUUCAAGAACAUUUCUUCACUCUCACCACCUCACCACCUCAUCUUCUCAUAGUUUUUCUUUGUGAAGAUUUAUUAUUAUAUAUAGUGUGUUCGGAUUCAGUAACUGUGUAUAGAUGUUUGCGGCCUAUCUUUCAGGUCAUAAUACUCCUUCCAAAAAUUCUGUGAUC
This is a messenger RNA of Macadamia integrifolia, 1019 nucleotides long. RefSeq names its product ubiquitin receptor RAD23c-like. NCBI's taxonomy places the organism in Eukaryota, Viridiplantae, Streptophyta, Magnoliopsida, Proteales, Proteaceae. Gene Ontology annotation, cellular component: nucleoplasm; cytosol. Gene Ontology annotation, biological process: proteasome-mediated ubiquitin-dependent protein catabolic process; nucleotide-excision repair. The record is from RefSeq and is a predicted model, not a curated record. Gene Ontology annotation, molecular function: proteasome binding; damaged DNA binding; polyubiquitin modification-dependent protein binding.